GUGGCAAAGCAACCAAUGAGUGGGCGGAAGAUACCGCCCCUUUUUGUGGGCGUGGCGGCGGGAACGCGCGCGUCACCGGAUGCGAGCGGCGUUCUUCGUCCAUGGAGCAAGCUGAGGCAGCGAGAACCUGCCAAGGCCAUCAAAGCUAUCGAUGGGAAGUCAGUCCAUCAGAUUUGUUCUGGGCAAGUGGUACUUAGUCUCAGCACUGCUGUGAAGGAGUUGGUAGAAAAUAGUGUGGAUGCUGGUGCCACUAAUAUUGAUCUAAGGCUUAAAGACUAUGGGGUGGAACUCAUUGAAGUUUCAGACAAUGGAUGUGGGGUAGAAGAAGAAAACUUUGAAGGCUUAGCUUUGAAACAUCACACUUCUAAGAUUCAAGAGUUUGCUGACCUCACUCAGGUUGAAACUUUUGGCUUUCGGGGAGAAGCUCUGAGCUCACUCUGUGCACUGAGUGAUGUAACCAUUUCUACAUGCCACACAUCUGCAAAGGUUGGAACUCGCCUUGUAUUUGAUCACAAUGGGAAAAUUGUUCAGAAAAUCCCCUGUCCACGACCCAAAGGGACAACAGUCAGUGUACAGCAGUUAUUUUAUACAUUACCUGUGCGACACAAGGAAUUUCAAAGAAAUAUUAAAAAGGAGUAUGCCAAAAUGGUGCAGGUCUUACAUGCGUACUGUAUCAUUUCAGCAGGCGUCCGUGUAAGUUGUACCAAUCAGCUCGGCCAAGGAAAGCGGCAGCCUGUGGUGUGCACAAGUGGCAGCACCAGCCUGAAGGAGAACAUUGGCUCUGUGUUUGGGCAGAAGCAGGUGCAAAGCCUUAUUCCUUUCAUUCAGCUGCCCCCUAGUGACUCUGUCUGUGAAGAGUACAGCCUGAGCUGUUCCGAUGCGCUGCAUAAUCUGUUUCAUAUCUCAGGCUUCAUCUCACCUGGCACGCACGGUGUUGGGAGAAGCGCAACAGACAGACAGUUUUUCUUCAUCAAUCGGCGUCCUUGUGACCCAGCAAAGGUCUCCAGACUUGUGAAUGAGGUCUACCAUAUGUAUAAUCGACAUCAAUAUCCUUUUGUUGUUCUUAACAUUUCUGUUGAUUCAGAAUGUGUUGAUAUCAAUGUUACUCCAGAUAAAAGGCAAAUUUUACUACAAGAAGAGAAGCUUUUGUUGGCUAUUUUAAAGACCUCUUUGAUAGGAAUGUUUGAUCGUGAUGUAAACAAACUUAGUGUCAAUCAGCAGCCACUGCUGGAUAUUGAAGGUAACUUAAUAAAGAUGCAGGUGGCAGAAAUGGAAAAGCCUCUGCUGGAAAAGCAGGCCAGUUCCUCUUCACCAAGGACUCGAGGGGAGGAAAAAAGGGUCGUGUCCGUUUUCAGGCUCCGAGAGGCCUUUUCUCUUCGUCAAAACGCAGAGAUCAAGUCUCAGGGCCUGGACCCUGCAGAUCCAAGAUGGAAUUCUCCGAGACAGGAAGGAGGCACACCAUCCCUUGGCGCCUCAGAUCCCAUCUCUGGCUGGGGCUUUCAGGACCCUCAGGAAGAGGUGACAAGUCCCAAGAAGGGCCCUGGUGACUCUGUGGACAGAACAGAAACAGAUAAGGACUCGGGGCAUAGCAGUACCCCAGCUGGCUCUGAGGAAGGGUUCAGCACCCCAGAAGCCAGAAGUCACUGUAGCAGUGACCACGCAGUGAGCUCCCCGGAAGACAGAUUUCCACAGGACAGUGUGGACUCUCGGGAGCAACUGCUCGAAACCGACCGGCACUCUUCUGACAUGAAAUGUCAUUUGGACCAAGAAGAUGUUGGAUAUGAAUUUAGAGCUUUGCCUCUGCAGACUGCUCUCCCAUCCUCAAACAUCAAGCGUUUUAAAAAGGAAGAAAUUCCUUCAGCUGCUGACAUUCCUCACAAGUUGGUUAAUACUCAGAACAUGUCAGAGACUCAGGUUGAUGUAGCUAUUAAAAUUAGUAAGAAAAUAGUGCCCCUUACCUUUUCUAUGAGUUCUUUAGCUAAACGAAUAAAUCACUUGCAUCACCAAAAACAACAGAACGAAGGUGAACAGAAUUACAGGAAAUUUAGGGCAAAGAUUUGCCCUGGAGAAAACCAAGCAGCAGAAGAUGAGCUAAGGAAAGAGAUCAGUAAAACGAUGUUUGCAGAAAUGGAGAUCCUUGGUCAGUUUAAUUUGGGGUUCAUAGUAACCAAGCUGAAGGAGGACAUCUUUCUAGUGGACCAGCACGCCGCGGACGAGAAGUACAACUUCGAGAUGCUACAGCAGCACACUGUGCUCCAGGCACAGCGGCUCAUCUCACCUCAGACUCUCAGUUUAACUGCUGUCAAUGAAGCUGUCCUGAUAGAAAAUUUGGAAAUAUUCAGAAAGAAUGGCUUUGAUUUUGUCAUCGAUGAAAGUGCUCCGGUCACCAAAAGGGCUAAAUUGAUUUCCUUGCCAACGAGUAAAAACUGGACUUUUGGACCCCAAGACAUAGAGGAACUGAUCUUCAUGCUAAGUGACAGCCCUGGAGUCAUGUGCCGGCCCUCCCGAGUCAGGCAGAUGUUCGCCUCCAGAGCCUGCCGGAAGUCUGUUAUGAUUGGAACCGCUCUUAACACAAGCGAGAUGAAGAAGCUUAUUGUCCACAUGGGCGAGAUGGACCACCCCUGGAACUGUCCCCAUGGAAGGCCAACCAUGAGGCACAUUGCCAAUCUGGAAGUCAUUUCUCAGAACUGACACUUCUCACUUCCUAGACUUGGAAAUUCUAUUGCAGACUUUUCUGUUUUGAAAGACAGGGUCUGAAGUAACCUUUGGGUUUUUUUGUUGUUGUUGUUUCAAAAUUAACUUGCUACUUUAAAAAAAAAUGUACCAGAUCAAUUUAAAAAUGAUCUUAAACUGGAUGCAGUGGCUUGUGCCUGUUAGGAGGCUGAGGCAGGAGGAUCACUUGAGCCAAGAGCUCCAGACUAGUUGGUGCAACAUAGUAAGACCCCACCUCAAAAAAGAAAAGGUCUUGAGAAUUUUUUCAAACCAUGUGAAGCAUUGCUUGGAAUAGUUCUUAUUCUGUGUUUGAGUGUGUGUGUUUGUGUGUGUGUACAUGUGUACAGGUAACGUGUUUUUAAAAAAUCAGAGCACUUUGGAAGUUAACCAGGCCUCUCGCUGGAAAUUAUUCUGCAACUUUUAGUUCUCAAUGAUAAAUUUAUAUUGGCUUAAUUUCCUAAAUUUAAAAUUAUGGUCCUUUUGGGUUAGUGCUUAUCAACCCUGAUGCAUAUUAAAUUUUAGAAAGGAAUAAUUUUUAAAAAUCUAAGGGGGUUCUUGGCUCAGCUGGAAAGAAGUGACUGGAUCGGCCUGCAGUCACUAUUAUUAAAUGUUUCCCAGUGCAGCCAGGGUAGAAAGUGCUAUUCAUAUGAGGAAAAAAGAUUCUGGUUUUUCUGUAACUUCAUGCUAUAAUUUAGUUUUCUUGGGGUGUGAACUGUAGGAAUCUAGUCUAAUUUGAACUGUGGCAAAAAUGGAAGUAAAAAAUGCCCUUAAUGGAGUCCAGAUAGUGGUUGGGUUCAGGGAUAAGUGCAGGUCACCCCACAGCCACCCCAUCCCCCUUGGGGGAGCAAGGACUUGCAAAGGGUAGAAUUCCUCAGCUGUCAGGAGACAGUAAAGUGACAGCUAUUUUCAUUCAUGGCAUCAAGCUCUGUGUUGGUGUGCGUGAUCUACAGGAUCUCAUUUAAUGUCCACAAGAACUCUACAAACUAGGCAUUGUGGGAGGCAUGGUAAUGGCCCCCCAAAUAUGGCUGUGUCUUAAUCCCCAGAACCUGUGAAUAUGUCACUUCAUAUGACAAAAACGAUUCCACAGAUGUGAUUAAGUUAUGGAGCUUAGGGUGGGGAGAUUGUCCUCUACUGUCUGAUGGGCCCACUCUUGUCACGUGAGUUUGUCAAAAUGCAGGACUGUCCGCAGCUGGCCCAAGCAAUGCACCAGUGCUGAUUUUGAAGACUGAGAAAGGCACCACCAGCCAUGGGAUGCUGGCAGCCUCUAAAACCGGAAGGGCAAGACCAGUCUUUCACUGGAGCCUCUAGAGGGAACCAGCCCUGUUAGAGUCACAGACCUGUAAGAUAAUAAAUGUGUGUUGCUUCAAGCCA
Messenger RNA from Chinchilla lanigera (long-tailed chinchilla), 4083 nucleotides. RefSeq names its product PMS1 homolog 2, mismatch repair system component (gene Pms2). Gene Ontology annotation, cellular component: MutLalpha complex. Gene Ontology annotation, biological process: mismatch repair. The transcript is spliced from 15 exons. The record is from RefSeq and is a predicted model, not a curated record. Gene Ontology annotation, molecular function: ATP hydrolysis activity; ATP-dependent DNA damage sensor activity; mismatched DNA binding. Lineage: Eukaryota; Metazoa; Chordata; Mammalia; Rodentia; Chinchillidae. Bases 16 to 2691 code for a protein of 891 amino acids.